This is a messenger RNA of Zeugodacus cucurbitae (melon fly), 3343 nucleotides long. RefSeq names its product MMS19 nucleotide excision repair protein (gene Mms19). Gene Ontology annotation, biological process: iron-sulfur cluster assembly. NCBI's taxonomy places the organism in Eukaryota, Metazoa, Arthropoda, Insecta, Diptera, Tephritidae. The transcript has 7 exons. Gene Ontology annotation, cellular component: cytosolic [4Fe-4S] assembly targeting complex. The coding region runs from base 143 to 3058 and encodes 971 amino acids. The record is from RefSeq and is a predicted model, not a curated record.
UAACGAUUAAAUUUUUAUAUCGAACCCAUAUGACAUAUUCGGUGCACACUUUUGGACAACUAGAAUUCUUUUUAAUUCCAAAAAGAAAAGGAUUCGCCCAACAUAAUCAACUCUUCCUGCCGGCACUUGAGGAGAUAUUAAAAUGACACCUUUAACACAAGACGGUAUACAGGAAGCUUUCGUUAGUGAAGCAGCACUUCAGGAGGCAGCAGCCAAACUUAGUACAAAUGUAGUCAAGGGCAUAUAUGACGUAUCAUAUGUUGUGGAGCAAAUGGGUUUUGCUCUAACUUCAACGACCUUGGAAGAACGUAUAAAAGGAACACAACUUUUAUCAAGUGUGCUGCAGCAGUUACCAAAGGAUUAUCUUAAUUCGAAACAAAUGGAUUUCCUUACGGCUUUCUACACUGAUCGGCUAAAGGACCACCACAGUGUGUUACCUGCUGUGAUUGAUGGCAUACAUGCCAUAUUGGAAAUGAAGGAAUUGCCGGCAGAAAAUGUGCCGAAAAUUUUGAACACAUUUUUCAAGCAUACCAGUUGCCAAUCACAUCAACGAGGCGAACGUGGAAAGUGGUUCAAAAUAUUGCAGUUAGCAUCCAAACGAUUUGAAAAAGAACUCAAACAGAUGGGUGGCGAUUUCAUGUAUGGCUUGAUAAAUUCCAUUGAUGGAGAACGUGAUCCACGCAAUUUAGAUUUUAUAUUUACUUUUAUGCCAGACUUGAUCAAACAUUUUUCGCUUUUGCAUUUGGCUGAAGAAAUGUUUGAAAUAUUUGCUUGUUAUUUUCCUAUUGAUUUCACCCCGAGCCGUGAGGAUCCUAGUAAUAUUUCGCGCGAUGAACUGGCCGAGAAGUUAUCUGAUUGUUUGGUGGCAUCGUCUGAAUUCAUUGAAUGGGUAGUGCCUUUGGCAGUAGAAAAACUGGAAAGCGAUUUAGUGGAGGCCAAAUUGGACUCGAUAAAUCUUUUGGUUAAGGCCGCAGUACAUUUCACAUCAAAAGCAAUGUCUGAGCACUUCGAUGUGAUUUGGACUGCAUUGAAAUCGGAAAUUUUUCCAGGAGGCGGUAAUGCGGAUAUUGUUUCUGCCGGUCUCGUUCUGUUAAGAACAAUUUUAGAGCAGGCUUAUGAAACGCCUGACAUCAGCCACAGUUACCAAAGCAAGGUGCUAGGUACCAUUUUAACCCACCUAAGUGACGUCAAUCAGCGCCUCUACAAUCCAUCUACGGCCAUCGCAUUAGUGUGUGUUGCGGGAGAUCCACUGUUUGCUGGUGAUCGCAUUCUUAAUACUUUCUUGUUGAAACUAAACGCAGAAUCGGCAAGUGGGGACGGUGAGGGCGACAAGGCAGUUGUUUACAAUGAAGACGAACGUCUUAAAGUAUAUGCGAUUAUUGCACAGCUAUUCAAAAUAGUAGCAAUAAAAGAUUGUUUAGAGAAGCUGAAUCGAACUACAAACGAUCAAAUUCAUGCGGAUAUUAUUACAAUAUUACGCACUAAUAUAGACACUGAUGCUCAACAACAGAACAUUGAUUUAAAAAAUGCCGCACUAAGCGCAUUGACCGAGAGCGUUCCAUUAAUUAGCGAAAAAAAUCGUGCGCUACUCUACAAAGUACUUAUACAGUUGAUCACACACGACUCGCUUGAGCUUGAGUGCAUAGAAGUGCUGGAAUUGUUGGGCGCUUUGUAUCCAAUUGAAAUGCAAUCCAACUGCAUUGAUGUGUUAAUAAGGAAUUUCGCACUCUACUCGAAUUUCGUAAAGCGUAAAGUGUUGAAGCACUUGCUGCGCCUGGUCAUACAUGCAGCAUUCACAUCGCGUGUACUCGAUUUAGUAUGGCAUUAUGCUUUCGGUCAAAACAUAACGCAAGAUGUGCAAUUGCUGGCGCUUGAAGCCGUUAAUAUGCUGUUGAAUAGCGAUGAUACACGCUUGAUCGUCGAGUUGCAGUACAAUAAUUGUCUUAUUGCAAAGCUGGUGGAAUUGGCUUUGGGUGCGACAACACUCAGUCUACCUGCUUUGGAAGAAAUUGCCACAGCAAUAUGUCGCAUUGAACAGCAUUUAUCUGUUUCCGAACAAUAUGUAAUUGCCACGGAAUACUUAACGCAGUUGAAAUUACAGUCUGUUGCACAUUUGUAUGUCGCCAAAGGGCUACUGUGUCGCUUGCAUCAGGACAUUAGUCUGGAUGAUUUCUUAGAAUCUCUACUCACUGACUUGACGCAACAGUCAUUGAGCGGCGAUCAAGUGGAAGAAGAUAAGGAGAAAAUGCGUGUCGUUGCACGUCAGUUGCUUUGUAGUGUUGUUAAUCGCAUGGAGAACAACGAACAAAAUCGCAAUAAUUUAAAUAAACUUUUGGUGCUACUGAAGGACAAGAUAAAAGAAGAGAACACACUGGCUGUGCAGACUUUGGCAUGGUUGGCCAAAGGGCUUAUUGUAUCUGGCAGUGAAGUGGCUGCCGAAAUUAUUGACACCCUAACAGAGUUGUUGGAGCAUCCUAAUCUAUGCUCAGUAGCAACGCGCGCAUUCGAAAUCAUCGCUAUGGAGUGUGAGCAGCUGUUUUUACCAAAGGUUAAAAUCCUAUACAGGCAAAAGCUUUUCAAUAUGGUUUUAGCCAAGUUGGACAAUAAGCUGAAUGCGCAUUCCGAAAACUACCUGAUUGCUUUUAUUUUUGUGCUGAAAAGUGCACCGCACACUGUGCAGCAAAUGAACAUCGAAAAGAUAGGGCCACUGCUCUUCAAAUCGUUGGAGUGUGAUCACACGACAAUGCUCCACAUUGCACUGGACAUUUGUGGACGUUUUGUUGCAGUGCGCGAUGAAUACUUUCUUCGACAUUUGGGUCAUUUAAUACCCAGAUGCGUACAGUUGUCCAAAUACCAAAAGUCUAUGAAAGUUCGCAUAUGUGCUUUGAGUCUUUUACACGACAUUACCAAAUACCCGACGCAUGUGCUGCUAACGCAUAAGCUGGAUGUAGUGCUGGAACUGGCGUCCGCACUGGACGACCAUAAGCGCUUGGUACGCAAUGCAGCGGUGCGUACGCGGAACGCGUGGUUCUUGGUGGGCUCAGGCGAUUCGAAUUAAUACAUGGACAAGUGGAUGCUGCCACAUUCAAUAGAAAUAAGCGUCCUUACUUGUAUUGUUUUUGUUUUAGGUUCGAUAUACUUCAAUGUUUAUGCAGACAAGUACAAUAAUGUAGCAAUUAAUUAGUUAAACAGCAAACAAUUUCAUAUGAACAUACAAUAUAUGUACAUACAUGUGUAAGUACACGUAUGUUUCUGAACGCACAAGUGUUUUUAAAAAUUAGCAAUUUUAAUUUCUAAACACUUUUACAAGAAAUUAAAAAAAUAAACUAGAAAACCAAAAGAA